AUAGCCUCGGCGUCUUCUGUCGCCACGCGCGAACAACUGGGCCUCGUUCCGCACUCGUAUGAGGAUUCUUUGUACUUGCGUACCGAUACUGGCUUGUUGGACUUCCAACACGAAGUCCAACCAGAUGAGCUCACAGAUGAGCAGAUGAACGAAGG
Molecule: messenger RNA, 155 nt
Organism: Perkinsus marinus ATCC 50983
Lineage: Eukaryota; Perkinsozoa; Perkinsida; Perkinsidae
Exons: 1
Source: RefSeq, a predicted model, not a curated record